Messenger RNA from Dibothriocephalus latus, 270 nucleotides. NCBI's taxonomy places the organism in Eukaryota, Metazoa, Platyhelminthes, Cestoda, Diphyllobothriidea, Diphyllobothriidae. The record is from the annotation of a GenBank genome assembly.
AUGGAGCUUGGUGAAACCGACGUUCUGUGCGUGCUUGCUCUAGGGCGUCCAUGUCCGCCGUGGGAUUUGGUUAACAACUUUGCGGAGAAUGUAAAACAGUCGGUCCUGGAAUCUGAGGCUAGUUCUGCCUUCGGUGCGCACUUCAGUUGGUUCAGUGGUAAUUCCUGUGCCUACAUCCUCGCCCCGUUUGGCAACGACUCCCUGGCUGAAGUCAGCGACAGUACUCCACAAUUUGUCUGUUUCACUGCCAGAGAUCACACGAGCCUCGAG